UCUGUUCCUUCCAAGCGUUCAAUGUAAGUAGACGUAUUUCUCUUUGUCUCUUCAAUAUUUGAGAAAAAAAAAAGAAAAAAUUUAUCAAACAAUAAAAAGUCAUCCGGCAUAAAAAUUCGUGCAAUUAAAUAAAACUUGCGUUAAAUAACUAGAAAAAACCGUUUAUUUGGCAUAAAUUGGCAUAAAAUCCAUUGCAUAUCGUAUAUUUUUUUUGUUUGAGAAAAAAGAGAGAAUUUUUUUUCUUUGUGUGAAAGUGUCUGAAUUCAAGAUGGAGGUCAAAAAGGAAUUAAUAAGUACGCCAUUACCACAACGUAAUACAAAUGCUACAAAUGGUCCGGCCGCACCACAAAAUGUGGCAGCAAAACCACAGCAAACUGGUAAUCAACCGCAAGCAAAUAAAAAUGUCCAAAAUGCAACUCCAGCUGGAAAUCAGAAUGCACAAGGAAAUCAGAAUAAUGUUGAUAAAAAGCCAAAUUUCAUCAAAAAUAAUAAUAAUCAGAACAAUAUGGGCGGCGGUAAUGUGAACAACAAGCGCAAUAAUAAUAAUAACAAUAAUAAUAAUAAUAAUCAGCGUUUCGGCAACAACCGUAAUAAUAAUAAUAAUAAUCGAGGCGGCCGUGGUCGUAAUGAUAGAUCAAACUCCAGAAUGCGAAGAAAUAAUUUUGAUCGUCGUGGACCAAAUCAACAACAGAAUCAAAAUCAAGGUGGAACCGAUAAUCAGGACGAAAAUGGCCCAAAUGUUAACCAAAAUUCGGCUGACAAUACCAAUACCCAAGGCAAUCAAGGCAAUCAAGGCCAUCAGGGACAUCAAGGUAAUCAAGGACACCAGGGCAACCAAAACCACCAAGGUAAUCAUGAUGGUGGCCGUCGCUUUGGAAAUGAUAACGAUGGUGGUCGACGAUUCGGAAAUCGUGAUGAUCGUGGCCGCAAAGGUGAAGAUUUUAUGAUUCAACAAAGAUUGAAACACCUUCAAGGGCCAACACACGAAUUGCCACCGGUCGAAUAUCAAGAGGUUAAAUUUUCCGGCCGCAAUCGUUUGUAUGUCGGAAAUUUGCCACAAGAUGUAAAAGAAGAAGAUUUACGUGAAUGGUUCAAGCCAUUCGGUGAAAUUAACGAAGCAUUCGUUAAUAAUGAGAAGAAUUUUGCAUUCUUAAAAGUCGAUUAUCAUGCAAAUGCUGAACGAGCCAAACGUGAACUGGACGGCAGCUUACAGAAAAAUCGUCCAAUUCGUAUUCGAUUCGCACCAAAUGCAACCACCAUUCGUGUGAAAAAUCUAACGCCAUUCGUUUCCAACGAAUUACUUCACAAAUCAUUCGAAGUUUUUGGGCCGGUUGAACGUGCUGUUAUUGUCGUUGAUGAUCGUGGAAAGCCAACUGGCGAAGGAAUUGUUGAAUAUACUCGUAAGUCGGGUGCAAUGAUUGCUUUGCGUUAUUGUGGCGACAAGUGCUAUUUCCUCACAUCGUCGCUCCGUCCGUGUGUUGUUGAACUGUUUGAGCACAGUGACGAUACCGAUGGUUAUCCAGAAAAAGCUUUGAAUCGUAAAACUGAUGCCUAUAUGAAUUCACGUCAAUAUGGGCCACGAUUUGCCGAACAAAAUUCAUUUGAACACGAAUACGGUACACGCUGGAAGAAUUUACAUGAAUUGUACAAACAAAAAUACGAGGCACUCAAACGUGAAAUGUUGCUCGAUGAAGAGAAAUUAGAGGCACAAAUGGAAUAUGCACGCUACGAACAUGAAACUGAAAUGUUGCGAGAGCAAUUACGUGCCCGUGAAAUGGACAGAGAAAAUCGCAAGACCGAAUGGGAAAAAAAGGAACGUUUUGCAGAGCAACAACGCAAAGAUACCGAGGACCAAAUGCGUCGACGAGAGGAUGACAUGAACAUGCGAAUCACUCGUCAAGACGAUGAACUAAGACGAAGACAACAAGAAAACAAUUUAUUUAUGCAGGCACAACAGCUAAUGAUGGAUGCACAAGAUUUGAAUCAAGGCAACGUUGUCACCAAUGAUCUCAAUAAUCUGAAUAACCUUACUAACAUCAACAAUCUCAAUAACUUGGGAGGCGGGGGUGGUAGCAACAAUAACGGCAGUGGUGGUAGCGGUGGCGGCGGCGGCGGUCGCAAGAAUUUCAACAACAAUCGCAAUUUUGGUGGUGGAAACAACCAGGAUCCAGGAUUUAUGGAUAAUCGCAAUAAUGGUGGAAACAACAACCAAAAUCAAAAUCAUCAAAAUAAUAAUCAGCGUGGCAACCGAUUUAAUGACGAUUUCAAUCAAAACAAAGGUGGUCGUAACCAGGGCCAAGGUAAUAAUAACAUGGGAAAUCGCCGAAACAACAACAACAACAACAAUAUGCAGCAGUGGAACGACCAUCGCAACAACGAUGGCUUCCAAAAUAAACGACGUCGCUUUUAAGACUCAAACAUAUACACCCACACACACGCAUGAUAUCGCUGACUGGUUGAAAUUUAUUCAACUAACCAAUUUUAGUAAAAUCGACAAUUAACAAUUUAGUAGAAUCGAGAAAUUCUAUCUGCGCCGAUAUAUGCCAAUUUAAUUAUGAUGAAAAAAAAAAACAAAUCGUAUGGCAACCCUCUAUUUCCUGCAUUGUCUAUCGUAUGAAACAUCCACAAUGGAUGUGUGCAAUUUACUCUCUCAAAUGAAACAUUUGACGCCGACUGAAAUCAUUUUCGGCCACACAAACACACACACAAAACACCUAUGUAUGCAAUGUUUCAGACACUUAUCAUAUGUUUGAAUUUAAAUUAACAUGAAUUAGAAGUGGCAGCAACAUUGCUGUAGCAUAUAUAUACUACAUAUAAACUUUAAAAUAUUUGAGAUCUAUUUGUAUCGCGUAUCAUCAUUUCCAUGUACAAUUUAUGAUAUUAGUUUUAUUUCAUUCACUUUUUUUUGCUAAUAAUAUUUGGCAUUAAAUUUAUUAUUUUAGUUUGUUAUAAAAGUAUUAAAAAACAUUAAAUCCAUCUAACAUAUACAUACAUUCUCAGUAGAAUAUUGAAAGCGUCUUUUUUUGCGGCUAGAAAAAGUGACUCGAUGAUGAAGAGAUUUUUUUUUCGUAAUUUAAAAGAUUAUUAUUUCUUUCUAGCAUUGUGAUUAACGUUUUAAUUUUCUCUUAGCUUUGAUUUCGCGUUUUUUGGUUAUCAUGAAUCUCUUCGACUACAAAAAAAACAACUACCAUACAAUUUCAUACUUGAUAACCCAUGGGUUGCAUUCGAUUACCAAAAAAAAUAUAUCAUCAACUAUAUUUUUCUAAAUUAAUAUUUUUUAAAUUUUAUUUCCUUAUCAAACACAAAAAAAAAGAACAACGUAACGAAUAAGUUUGAGAUAAAAAAAUCCUUUUAUUGUAGGUAGCUUAAAUAAUCCCAAAAUGGAUUGAUGUAAAUCCAAAACAAAAUAUUUGUCUAUGCGUAUACUCGAUUGUCUCUUAUGCGUAAUAUUGAUAGACUCGAACAAAACCUGAUCUUGUGUGAUCAAUAAAAAGUAAUCUGACUUUUAAUACACAUCAAUCAUAUUUGAUUUUUUCCAUGUGAAUAGACUUAAGGUAUUGAACAAAAAAAAAAAACAACACUUCAACGCUAGUGAAAUUGACUUUAUACUAGAUAUAGUCGCUUAAAUUACUAAAACUUGGUGGUAUCUAGAAAAAGUGACGAAGAAAAAAAAAACAAAUCAAAUAUCAAUUAAAAUAUGUUCUAUGUAAAACAAUCGAUUUUGAUGAUAUAAUAAACAUUCACAAAUUUCAUUGAAA
Molecule: messenger RNA, 3758 nt
Organism: Contarinia nasturtii (swede midge)
Lineage: Eukaryota; Metazoa; Arthropoda; Insecta; Diptera; Cecidomyiidae
Product: hrp65 protein-like
Exons: 6
Coding region: 269-2410 (713 amino acids)
Biological process (GO): regulation of DNA-templated transcription
Cellular component (GO): nucleus
Molecular function (GO): RNA binding
Source: RefSeq, a predicted model, not a curated record